Molecule: messenger RNA, 4592 nt
Organism: Trifolium pratense (red clover)
Lineage: Eukaryota; Viridiplantae; Streptophyta; Magnoliopsida; Fabales; Fabaceae
Exons: 8
Coding region: 122-4297 (1391 amino acids)
Cellular component (GO): nucleus
Molecular function (GO): zinc ion binding; nucleic acid binding; transcription corepressor activity
Source: RefSeq, a predicted model, not a curated record
CACAACCUUGGCCCGUUUUAAAAAGUGAGCAAAUAAAACAAGUACCGUAGUACUUCAUUUGUUUUGCUUUGUUCAUUCAUUCCUCGCAAAUUCACCUCUUUCAACAAAACCAACAACAAAGAUGGAGUCUUGUGAAGAGAAUGAUAAUGAUAUUUUAAUGGAGCAUGCAUCAGAGCGGUUUUCACUUCAAAUGAAUCAUGCUGAUUCAGAAGCUAUGCAUGAUAAAUCACUUUCAUUUGCAAUUGGUUUGCCCAUACCUGUCACAUGGAUACGCAACGAAAUGGAGGAUAGUAGACAUGAAAAGUUGGGAUAUCACGGAGAUAUCGAUUCAAGUCAAUUGGCUCCUGACAUACCGAGUAGCUCUUGGAGUGAUGCUGAUACAAAAUACAAAGAAGGAAAGUCAACACUUGAAUUGAAACCUGUGGAGGAAUGGUCUAAAGAAGAAGAUGCGCUUGCUCUAGCAAACUCAAGAGCAUUAUUACAAAUUCUCACUACUCAGUUUGAAAAUCUUAGAAUGAGGGAUUAUGAAACCAUUCAGGAGUUUCACAUGACUAUACUUGACUAUGAUAAUCAAUUUGAUGCCUUGGGAGAAAAGAUAUCUGAAGAGAAAUUAGUAAGAAAAAUGCUUAGGUCUCUUCCUAAGAAAUUUGAUAUCAAAGUUACUGCAAUAGAAGAAGCCAAAGAUAUCUCUGAGAUGAAGUUGGAUGAGCUGGUUGGAUCAUUGCAAACAUACGAAGUGGCUACAAAUGAAAGAACUAAAAAGAAGAACAAGAACAUUGCUUUUGUCUCCAAUGCUGAUGAUGAAGAAGUGCAGAGUGACAUGGAGACUGAUGAAAGUAUUUUAGAUGCAAUUGUGCGUCUUGGUAGGGAAUUCAACAAAGUCUUGAAGAUGAUGGACAUAAAUUCAAGACCAAACAAAGGCAAAGGAGUUCAAUGUCAUGAUUGUGAGGGUUAUGGUCAUGUCAAAGAUGAGUGUCCUACGUUUUUAAAAAUUAAAAAAGAGGGAAUGUCACCCACUUAUUCUGAUGACGAUACAGUAAAACGGGUGAUGGCCUUUACAGGAAAGUAUGACUGUGAUAAUGAUUCUUGUGAUGGAGAGGUGACCUACGAAGAACUUGCUGAUUCCUACAGAGAACUCUAUUUCAAGAGUGAAGAAAUAUGCAGAGUUAUCGAGAACCAAAAGCACAGAGGCUAUAAUCCCGAUCUCAUGUAUACACAUCCAAAAGAAACACAAAGUACAAGGAUGCUUAGAAAGACGCUGCAGCAUCCUAAGCAGCAUCAUGGAACCAGGUAUAAGGGUAAACGACGCUCUUGGAUAUGUCAUCACUGUGGAAGAAAAGGGCACAUAAGACCUUUCUGUUACAAACUAUAUGGGUAUCCUGACAUAAACUCUCAACCUAAACCACCUCCUAUGACUAUUCCAACUCGGAAAGAAUGGAAACCUAAAAGUAUGGAUAUGAAGACUAGUGAUGUAAUUCUACCCGAGAAUAAGGUAGCUAGCUUAAUUGCUCACACAUCAUUUAGAGCAUCAUCAAGAGAAAACUGGUAUUUUGAUAGUGGUUGUUCUAGACAUAUGACUGGCAUUAGCAAAUUUCUAGUUGACUUGAAAUCCUACCCGACUACCUUUGCAACCUUUGGUGAUGGAGCAAAAGGAGAGAUUGUGGGUAUAGGAAAGCUAAGCAACAAUAGCUUGCCUAAACUUGAUAAUGUUUUAUUAGUAAAAGGAUUGACUGCUAAUCUGAUCAGCAUCAGUCAAUUAUGUGAUCAAGGCAUGAAGGUAAAAUUCACUAAGUCUGAAUGUUUAGUUACAAAUGACAAGGGUGACUUGUUAAUGAAAGGUGUUAGAUCAAAGGACAAUUGUUAUUUGUGGGUUCCUCAAGAAGAAGCUAAUGUGUCAACCUGCUUGAUAACCAAAUCUAUGAUGAAAUCAAUAAAUGUGGUAAUAAAUGAUACACUAGAAGGAAUUGUGCUAGAUGCUGCAGAUGCUGCUACAACAUCUCUCCCACAUGAUGAUGCUCCUGAGAUAGUUGAAGAAGGCUUGGCUCAGUUUAUAAAUGUUGUAGGGACCAGAUCACCUCUUGACCUUGGUUUCCAUAUUCUUGAUGAAAAUGUUCUGCAUGGUAAGUCAUGUGCUGUGAAAAUGCCUAUAGUUUUCCCUACAUUGAUCAUCAUCUGUAGCAUUGUGUCCACUGCGUGCCGGAAUUUCACAAAAAGUUUUCUACUUGGUUUGUUUAUUUUCGGAAAGAACUUUAUUCAGAUCAAAAGAUUCUUAGACAACAAAGGGAUGGGGGAAAUACUUUCGUUAUACUACGGAAAGUUUUACAAAACUGAUGGAUAUCGUAGAUGGUCGGAGUGCAGGAAGAAAAAAGGGAGAAAAUGUAUGAUAGGACCGAAACUUUUUACUGGUCCGAGGCAACAUGAACUGUUAUCUCGCUUGAUUCCUCAUGUCUCUGAAGAAUCUCAAGAUAACUUGUUACAGGUUUCUAAGUCAUAUGUGGAGGGCACAACUUCUCUAGAAAAAUACAUGUCUUCAUUGAAGUCUUUUGUUGGACUUGGCGUUCUUGUGGAAGCAGUAGGUAUUGGUAAGGAGGAGGGAGACCUUACUAGGCUUGUGGAACCUGCAAAGAAAAGUCAGGAGUUAAAAUCACCAACUUGCAAAGCUUUGUCUUCUCUUGGACCGAGUGAUAUAAUACAAUCUCUGACAGGAGGAUUUCGGCUGAGCAAAACCAAAAGUAAUGAACUCUUUUGGGAAGCUGUUUGGCCCCGCUUACUGGCAAGAGGUUGGCACUCCGAGCAACCAAAGUAUCGAGGCUAUGUUACCUCCAAAGAUUAUCUGGUUUUUCUUACUCCCGGUGUUGAGAAAUUUUCGAGAAGAAAACUUGUGAAAGGUGAUCAUUACUUCGAUUCUGUUAGUGAUGUCUUGUGCAAAGUAGUAGCUGAACCGAAUAUUCUUGAGCUUGAAGAAGAAGUAGCAGCAGCAACAGCAGCUAAAGUCGGUAGCUUCAAUGAGGAAGAGACAGAAAACGGAUCAAAUGAAGACGAUUUAUCCGAUGAUCAACGUCAAUGUUACCUUAAGCCCCGACCCUUUACUUACAAUAAAGAUCAUAUAAAAUUCAUGGUUAUUGAUACCAGUUUGGUGCAUAGCGGAAAGCCAUCUGACUUAAGGAAAUUGAAAUCUGUGCCUGUCAAUUCAGUCGGUAAAGUUGAGGUAGAUCCUGCUGGUAAGAAAUAUAAAGGGCAAAAAUAUACGAGGAAAGGAAACCGUAGCAAGGAUAUCUCUAAAAGCAUUAUGCAGAAUUCGACAAAGUUGAAAGUUAUUGAUGCCAAUAGACUUUCUGAAGGAAAACCAUUAAAGCUGAAAGUGAAAUUGAAAUAUCCGCCAGUUCAAUUAGAGGAUGCUAUUACGAUGACUACUGAUCUUCUGAGAGAAAGUAAGGAUGUCUGUUCAACUUAUGACUCGCGAAGGAGUGUGGAAGCUAAGACGCUGAUUUUUGGCAAAACGAAAAUCAAUAAAACCGAUAGUCGCAGUGUUGUAUCUAAUAUUGAUGCUACCAUUAAAAAAGAAGCAUAUGAAAAUCCUGAUAAUGAUGCAAACAAGAUGAUCGAAAACCAGAAAAAUCAACAGAGCUAUGUGUUUGAUGAUGAUGAUCGUCUGAAGAGGAUAACGAAGCAUCAAUUCAACCGGAGAGAAAGAUCAAGUGAUUCUAAUCAUGCAGUUGUUCCUAUUAAAAGAAGGAAAUUGAUUGCGUGUGCCAAGGCAGAGAAAAGUCGCAUCAAUGAGAAUUCUUCCGGAGGUUUUGGAUUAGAAAAACUUGAAUUUUCCAAGUGUUCUAGCAUUGAAGAUGCCAACCAAAAUGUUUGUGAUCCAGUUUGUCAUCAGCAGAAUGGAAGUUCAACAUCUUCAGCCGACAAAAGUGUGGAAGAGGAUAAUGAAAAAAGCAUUUGCAAUGAUAGUUAUCAAUGCACAAGCUUUUCAUGUGUUAAAGUUAAGAAACAUGAAUCUUUCACCUUCAACAUACCUCAGGUUCCAUCGAAGUCCAAAAAUAGCAAAACGAUGGCAAUCACUAAGGAAGGUGUGCAGGGACUAAAGGUAACAUCGGCUACUCAUGAAGUAGUUGAGGAGCCUCCGAGAAUCACUUGUCCGAGGAGACAGAGCACUAGAAACAGACCAUUAACAGUUAAAGCAUUGGAAUGUAUAGCAAAUGAAUUGUUGCAUGUGCAAAGGAGAACAAAAAGGAAAGACUUCGAGAUACACAACAAAGAUCCUUUCAAUCCUUGGCGUAAGACUCGUACAUGAGGCAAAACAAUUCCGCAGCAUCAUUGUUCAGAUCACGGGACUGCAGUUUUGGUACAAGAAGAAAAACCUUUUGAAUGGAGAUAGUAUUAUUAGCUAAAUAUUGCAGAAAUGUAGUGUACACAAAUAUGGCGCGAAACAAAGGUAUAACUCGUGCCAUGUGUAACAAUUUUUUGAGACUAUAGAUAUAGAUAAGUUUUUAAAUGGAUAUGGAUCCUUCAUUAACAAAUUCUUUUGAGUAGCCAUGGAAGGAGUACUUUGUAGCAACAUUGUUACAUUCAUCGAUUAUCAUCGUUUG